Molecule: messenger RNA, 180 nt
Organism: Pyricularia oryzae 70-15
Lineage: Eukaryota; Fungi; Ascomycota; Sordariomycetes; Magnaporthales; Pyriculariaceae
Exons: 1
Coding region: 1-180 (59 amino acids)
Source: RefSeq, a predicted model, not a curated record
AUGUCUUUCUUCCAUACCAGUUCCCAACAUGGUUCAAACUCGAGCUCAAACUACCGGCUGGGCUCAAACCACCCGCAGGACUCAAAGUACCUACAGGUGCCCAAAGAGCCUGAUCCGGAGAACGACAGUCUCUACCUCACCAUGAACUGGCUUGAUGAGACUCAGGGAGGUCACAGAUGA